Messenger RNA from Mycena citricolor, 969 nucleotides. The record is from the annotation of a GenBank genome assembly. NCBI's taxonomy places the organism in Eukaryota, Fungi, Basidiomycota, Agaricomycetes, Agaricales, Mycenaceae.
CACGUGGCCGCGUGUCCCUUGCGACCGCGACCAAGUUCUCCACUUGACAUCUAGUCGCAGCUCUCUUUAACGCACCGAAGCGCUUCUUCGCAUCAGGAGGAACUCCUUCGCUCUGCUCGCUCUUGCCAUAUUGUCGACACUCGUGCCACGCAUUCCAGCUUUGCCGACUGCGCUAGCUGUCACAAUAUAUGGGAGGCGUAGUAUAUGGGGUUCGAAUGACUGGCUUUACUCCACAUUCUGCACGAUAGAAGUCGCGACGGCGACGAUAUUGGCGUUCAAUAUUCUGCAAUCGGUGUAUGCAGUCAAAUACCCUCGCGCGCCGCUCCCCCCUACGCCAGCCAAAGUGAAGAAUCUUCGAAUGGCUCCCCCCACCCCACAGCGUGUGUUGCGGCUUUCAACCAAUUCGAGUCCGUCGCCCCAGAAAGCAUUUUCUUUCAGCACGGCAGGGUCUGUGCUUCGCUCUUCAACUGGCUAUCCGCCCUCUCCGCUAUCGACACCAACCAAAAGCAUGCAUUAUUCAAUGGCGCCAGGAGCAUCUACAAACACACUGCUAUCUUCCACGACCUCUGUGAAUACUCCGAGCCCUAUCGUGUCCGCCUACCUCGGCAAACACACAGGGAACUUCACUGCACGCCCCUUGGACGGCGCAUUUUUGUCUGAAAUUCAGCGCGCAGAAUCAGAUGACGAGUGAGAAAUGGGCAGAUCCUAUUGUACUCUGGGAGGCCCUUAGCAUACGUCCAUCCCAAUCGUAGUCGUUGAUUGUUCCCAUGGGCCAGACGCGAAUAAGGGGUGCCAAUAACUUCUUGGGACAAUGACCAUUGGCACAUCAUGUACAUACAUACUUAAGUACGACGUGCCGAUCGCAAUCAAAACAGAAAAAAGGUUCGGCCGUGUUUGACCACCGCUACUAUCAUUGACCCACUUCUGCAAUUGCACCCUGAUCUGCAAUCCGUGAUAAACACACAUUUC